AUGUCUUACCGAGGCCACAACCAAUUUAACAACCAAUUUGGACCUGGAGGUCCUUCCCCUGCUGGUAUUCCACCUCAUAUUGGGCCGGUGGUACCUGCAAAGUCAUCAAUGGAACAAUUUGAACAAUUUUCGAAAAAUGUUGAGGACUUGAUCGAUCAAUAUAGUCGUCCGUUGAAGCCAUAUGUUCCCUCGAUUGGUCGUGCUUUUAUUGUUGCGACCUUUUAUGAAGAUUCGCUUCGUAUUUUCACCCAGUGGAGCGAACAAGUAUAUUAUUUGCACAACUAUAGACAUAUCUGGUGGUGGCUCACAGUAUUGUUUUUGUUGACCAACAUUAUCACCAUGGUUGCUGCUCUGACGAUGUUGGUGUUGCGCAAAAAGCCUGAGGUCUCGACUAUUGCUCUUGUAUGUGUGGUUGUGUUUCAAGGGUUGUUUUACGGGUUGAUGUUCGAUGGACAAUUCAUCUUGCGAAACUUGUCGGUGGUUGGAGGAUUGAUUCUUGCAUUCUCCGACAGUUUGGUUCGUGACAAGAGAUUGAUGUCUGUCGCUGGGUUGCCAAUGGUUAAGAACCAGGACAACAAAAAAUACUUUUUGCUUGCAGGCAGAUUAUUAUUGGUUUUAUUGUUCUUGGGAUUCGUAUUCUCUGCUAAACUUUCCCUUUUCAGAGUCAUCGUUAUUCUCGUGGGAUUUGCCGCUUGUGCCUCCAUCAUCGUCGGCUACAACACCAAGUUCGCUGCGUUCGUGUUGACAGUAUUGUUGUUCUUUUACAAUGUGUUCGUUAAUCAAUUCUGGAAGUACUCAUCCGGCGAUUCCAACCGGGACUUCUUGAAAUACGAAUUUUUCCAGACCUUGUCCAUUGUUGGAGGCUUGCUCAUCAUUGUCAAUGCCGGCGCCGGCGAGUUUUCCUUGGAUGAAAAGAAAAAGAUCUAUUAG
This is a messenger RNA of Meyerozyma guilliermondii ATCC 6260, 930 nucleotides long. It is a transcript of the gene ERV29, whose product is annotated as Erv29p. The record is from RefSeq and is a predicted model, not a curated record. Bases 1 to 930 code for a protein of 309 amino acids. Gene Ontology annotation, biological process: Golgi organization. Gene Ontology annotation, cellular component: endoplasmic reticulum; endoplasmic reticulum-Golgi intermediate compartment; membrane. The transcript has a single exon. Lineage: Eukaryota; Fungi; Ascomycota; Pichiomycetes; Serinales; Debaryomycetaceae.